Messenger RNA from Sesamum indicum (sesame), 1557 nucleotides. Its product is annotated as proline-rich family protein. Lineage: Eukaryota; Viridiplantae; Streptophyta; Magnoliopsida; Lamiales; Pedaliaceae. The record is from RefSeq and is a predicted model, not a curated record.
UGCAUCCCAUUUUCCUCAUUGUCCAGAACCACCCCAUUCCCACCUCAUUCUACACUGCUUCUCAAGUUGUAAACUAAAAAUGGCAAGCCAACCACGUCCAUGGUUUCGCUUGUCAUCUAUUGUUAUGCGCCAGCCUACUCCUGCUCCCGCUCCACCACCAACUCCUGCUCCCGCUCCCGCUCCACCACCAACUCCUGCCCCUGCUCCACCACAAACCCCAGCUACUCGUCCACCACCUCCAGUUACCACCCCUCCGCCGCCAACUCAAACUCAAGAGCCAGCCCCUCCGCCACCCCCAUCAACUGCUCGGUCUCUGCCUCCCACUGCUCCAUCAUCGCCUCCUGCACCCACUGCACCUGCACCAAGGGCCCCAGUUGCACCCCCUGCGCCUCCACCAAUAAGUUCUCCAGUUGCGCCACCAGCUCCUCAACCAUCUCCAUCAAGGCCCCCGCCAAGGUCUCCGGUUGUGCCACCAGCUCCUCAACCAUCUCCACCAAAGUCCCCUGUUGCACAACCUGCAGCUUCACCAAGGUCUCCUGCUCCUCCGCCAGCUCCUGGACCAUCUCCCCGCGGGAAGUCUCCUGUUGCACCACCGGCUGGAGCUCCACCAAGGUCUCCUCCUCAACCAUCUCCAUCAAGGGCCCCACCGGGGUAUCCGGUUGUUUAUCCAAUUGCUGCUCCCACACCCCGGUCCCCAACUCCAGCACCACCUCCGCCAACUUCUUCUUCCCCAAAACCCGUUGCAACUGCAGCUCCGAAGGAAACAGUUAAUGGCAAGGCCGCAGCACCUGUAUCAUCUCCGAAAGUUGCCAAACUUGCGGAAAAAAGCCCAGCACAGUCUCCUAAAAUGAAGCCUUUAUCUCGCCCUCCCUCCCCUUUAACCCUACCACCCGCACAAAUGACGACAGAUGGGGAGAGCGAGCCGAAGAUUGAGCAAAAAAGUGUGCUGGUGCAAGAAACCAUUGACAAACCAACGAAAAUGCAUAAUGCUCAUAAUAGUGGCGUUGCUGGUAAUUGGAAGAGAGAACCAACAAAGAAAGAUAAGAGCACAGGUGGCAAGAAAUUACUUUCUGAUUCGGAAGAUUUCGGGAUGAGGGUCAUCACCCUUGCAGGCGAAAACAAAGGAGCUGUGAUGGAGUUAACCACUUCCCACAAGAAGACUCACUCUCACAACCUUGAUGAGAAGAAGAAAAACGGUAAAUCUGGGUUUCAAUCAAAUAGUGAGAGUGGUGAAGAAGGAAAACAUAACGAUGAUAAGGAAGCAAAGGCAGUGCAAUCUCAACCAAUGACAGCAUUCUUGAACAGCAAUGUUCAGGGAGUAAACAACUCAAUUCUGUUCAACGCCACUUGUCGCUUCAACGAUCCAGGCAUCCAUCUCUCUCUCACUAGAAAGGCGAACAAGGACUAAAUUAAGCAGCAUGGAUAAAUUGAUAUCUGGCUGCAAAGGACGCACGGUGAGUGCAUGGAAGGCAGCUAAAGGGCAUACAUCCUGCGUGCCCCUGCAGGUUUACGUUCGUUCUUGGAUUGAAUAAAAUUUACUAUAUUUUGGCUUCUGAA